Molecule: messenger RNA, 3850 nt
Organism: Pelobates fuscus (common spadefoot toad)
Lineage: Eukaryota; Metazoa; Chordata; Amphibia; Anura; Pelobatidae
Gene: ANO2
Product: anoctamin 2
Exons: 25
Coding region: 1-3240 (1079 amino acids)
Biological process (GO): chloride transmembrane transport
Cellular component (GO): plasma membrane
Molecular function (GO): protein dimerization activity; intracellularly calcium-gated chloride channel activity
Source: RefSeq, a predicted model, not a curated record
AUGGAAUUAGCUGCAAACGCUAUUCGCAAAUUAAGACAGGUUAGAAGUAGAAGCAGAUUGUACAGUGUAACAGCACACCCACAUCAUCCUAUUAGUACUGUCUCAACAGCCACCAAACAAAUCCCUGUCUGCAAUAUGGAAGCUCCCCUUGCACAAUUAAGUGAAAUUCCUCUAACAUAUAAUGGACAACAAAAGACAGCUACUACGGGUCCAGUUACUCCACAAAAAUCUAAAUAUCUCACAGUCUCACAAUAUCUUCCAUCCCCGUAUCCGCAUCAAGGAAAUAUCAAUGGAGCUUUCGAUCCAUCCUGUUGCCUCGACGGACACAAUAACUCAGUUAUUAACAAUUAUGUGGAUGAGAACCAGGGCAUCAAGCAGAGUGGAAUGCAUUUUGGAGAUGGUAAGAGGAAGGUGGAUUAUGUACUUGCCUAUCAUUACCGGCAUCGCUCUUCCCAUCCCAAUGGAUCUCCUGAGAAUCACAGACCACCAGCAGUUAUAGUUUCCAAUGGGAAUUCUGUGACCCCAGAGGAAAUUGGAAAAACACCAUCACAACAUCCACUGCCUGGAGAGUUGCAGAAUCAUAAUCAGAAACUUAAAGAUCACAGUAAUCAGAAACAACAAAACCAAGUUCAUGCCCCUUCUGGUAAUGGAAAUCAGUCAUGUCACCCACAGGAAGUCGUAGUGGUGGAAUUAAGUCACCAAGAUGCGCUGGAAGAAGAGAAAAAGUGUCAGAGGGAAGAAUUUGAGCUUAACCUUAUUGAAGCUGGACUGGAGUUGGAAAAAGACCCUGAGAAUAAAAACCAAGGGUUGAACUUUGUAAGAAUUCAUGCACCUUGGCCAGUACUAAGUCGUGAAGCUGAGUUUCUUAAAAUAAAGGUGCCCACCAAAAAGAUGUAUGAAGUAAAACAAGAGCAUGGCAUCCUUGUAAAAUUAUAUGCAAUUGUGACUAAAUGUACAAAGCCUUUACAACCCAAUGUGCCACAACUAAGUGAAAAUACAAAGAUGAAACACUUAUCUUAUCCUUUUUCGAGAGACAAAAUGCAUCUGUACAAUAUUAAAGACAAGGACACAUUUUUUGACAAUGCAACGCGCAGUAGAAUAGUGCAUGAAAUUUUAAAGAGAACAUCUUGUACCAAAGCCAAAUACAGUAUGGGUAUUACCACGUUGAUAGCAAACAAUGUCUAUGAAUCCGCAUAUCCUCUUCAUGACGGUGAUCAUGAAUACAAGAAUGGUGAAAUUAAUGACAGAGUGUUGUUACAUAGGGAAUGGGCAAGAUACGGAGCAUUUUACAAAUAUCAACCUGUCGAUCUCAUAAGAAAGUAUUUCGGUGAAAAAAUUGGAUUAUACUUUGCAUGGCUUGGUUUAUAUACGUGGCUACUGAUUCCUGCAUCUUUAGUAGGAAUUAUAGUUUUUCUAUAUGGCUGUAUCACAAUUGAGGAUGAUAUACCUAGUAAAGAAAUGUGUGACCAGGAACAAAGCUUUACGAUGUGCCCUCUCUGUGACAAGGCAUGUGACUACUGGAAUCUAAGCACAGCUUGUGGGACAGCUCGUGCAAGUCACCUUUUUGACAACCCAGCAACUGUCUUCUUCUCUGUAUUUAUGGCUCUUUGGGCUACCUUAUUUCUUGAGCACUGGAAGAGGUUACAAAUGCGGCUGAGCUACUUCUGGGACCUUACCGGACUGGAAGAGGAAGAAGAACAUCCAAGACCUGAAUACGAAACAAAACUGCUGUUAAUGAAAGAAAAAUCUAAGAACAGUGGCAAGGAUGGGAAACAGGAAAAGUUGACAUGGAGAGAUCGUAUACCUGCAUAUUUAGUUAAUUUCUCAUCCAUUUUAUUUAUGAUAGCACUGACGUUUUCAGCAGUGUUUGGAGUAAUCAUAUAUCGGAUCACAAUUGCAGCAACCUUGGCACUUAGUACAAAUGAAGGAACCAGGGCAAAUGUUCGUGUGACCGUAACAGCAACUGCAGUUAUUAUUAAUCUAGUUUUAGUGCUCAUGCUUGAUGAGAUUUACGGAGUGGUUGCAAAAUGGCUCACAGAAAUAGAGGUACCUAAAACCGAAAAGACCUUUGAAGAAAGACUGAUUAUGAAGGCUUUCCUUUUGAAGUUUGUUAAUUCAUAUGCCUCAAUAUUUUAUGUUGCCUUUUUUAAAGGAAGGUUUGUUGGACGGCCUGGGAGCUAUGCAUAUAUCUUCAAUGAUUACAGAGUUGAAGAGUGUGCACCAGGAGGCUGUUUAAUGGAACUAUGCAUUCAGCUUAGUAUCAUCAUGCUUGGGAAGCAACUGAUACAGAACAAUUUGUUUGAAAUAGGAAUUCCAAAAUUAAAGAAACUGUUUAGAAAGCUAAAAGAUGACAGGAAGGGACCAAGAGAAAACAAUUUGAACAAUUCUAGAGAACCUCAACAAUGGGAACGUGAUUAUGCAUUAGAACCCUUCACUGGAUUAACACCGGAAUAUAUGGAAAUGAUUAUCCAGUUUGGCUUUGUCACUCUGUUUGUGGCAUCAUUUCCCCUGGCUCCACUCUUUGCUCUUCUCAACAAUGUUAUAGAAGUAAGACUUGACGCAAGAAAAUUUGUAGCAGAGUUAAGAAGACCAGAUGCUGUCCGAGCUAAAGAUAUAGGCAUUUGGUACAACAUUCUAAGUGGCAUUGGCAAAUUUUCAGUGAUUAUAAAUGCAUUUGUCAUAGCUGUCACAUCUGACUUCAUUCCCCGUCUUGUAUAUCAGUACAUGUAUAGUGAGAAUGGAACCAUGCAUGGCUUCAUCAACCAUACCCUUUCAUAUUUCAAUGUCAGUCAUUUAAAACCUGGUACACAACCCGGAAACUCACAGUUUGCUCCUGAUGUUGUGUUAUGCAGGUAUAAAGAUUUUAGAGAGCCUCCGUGGGCACAAAAUCCAUAUGAUUUUUCUAAACAGUACUGGACUGUUUUAGCUGUUCGUCUGGCCUUUGUUAUUCUUUUUCAGAAUUUAGUUAUGUUUCUAAGUGCAGUUGUGGACUGGUUAAUACCUGACAUACCUAAAGACAUAAGUGAACAAAUCAAAAAGGAGAAAACCAUGCUUGUUAAUGUCUUUCUUAAAGAAGAACACAAAAAACUGCAACUUAUUGAGAAUUUUCUAAUGCACGACAAGCAACGGGGUAAAACCGAAAACAAAGGUCGUAGAAGUCGAGCAGCGAGCUUUUGUCAGUUCAAUCGCAGUCAGCGUGGCAGUUUUUCUUCAUUCAGCUCACACCAUACCGAUGUGUGAGCCCUCUGGAGCAUUGUAGACAUGCAAUAAAUAUGUACAAUUGAAACAUAUGAUUUUGAAACUGGAGAAGGAAGGGGACAUAUGGAAGAAGUGGGAUACAGAGAAAACAAAAGAAAAAAAAAUGUUUCUCGUAAAUGUCUCCAAAUGAUCUUAAGCAGGCUUUGUAAUAUUUAAAGAACCGUCUUGUGCAACAAUAUUGCACAGAUAAAUUUAACUAAGCUGUGCACUUUUGUCUGCGAUUCGUUUUAUUGUUUAAAUAGCAGAAAUCUGCAUACAGUACACGAGGUAGGACGCAAGGUAUGACCACACGUUUCAUAACUUAAAUAGUACUAGCAAUGCUCAUUUUUUAACAAUGAGUGGACUUCUUUAAAUUGCGUGAUGAUGUUUCCAGUACAAUGCACAUUACUGAGAACUUUGCUGCUGUGCUUUUACAUUGAGAUGCUAUAAGCAUUACUGUACUUUACUGAACUGUACAACUGACUUAUUAAAUAACUAGACUGUUAACUCAAUGCACUUGAAGCAUAUUCGACGCAACUGGGUUAACAGUACAUCUUUUUCUUAAUAUUUCUAUAAACAAAGCUGCUGAACUCAACAAAACACAAAAGAGGAU